This is a messenger RNA of Phyllotreta striolata, 1107 nucleotides long. Lineage: Eukaryota; Metazoa; Arthropoda; Insecta; Coleoptera; Chrysomelidae. The record is from the annotation of a GenBank genome assembly.
AGUGUUGAGCGUUGGAUUUUGGUUGUGUGUGUGUUCAUUUUCAAUAAUUUUAUAUGAAAUAAGUUACAAUGGCUGAGUAUUUGGCGUCAAUUUUCGGUACAGAAAAAGACAAAGUAAAUUGCUCGUUUUACUUCAAAAUCGGAGCUUGCCGACACGGAGAUAGGUGUUCUCGAAUACACAACAGACCGACUUUUUCUCAAACAUGCCUUCUGCAAAAUUUAUAUGUUAAUCCACAAAAUUCCGCAAAAUCUGCCGAUGGAAGCCACUUGGUCGCCAAUGUUUCCGACGAGGAAAUGCAAGAGCACUACGAUAACUUCUUCGAAGACGUUUUCGUGGAGUGCGAGGACAAAUAUGGAGAAAUCGAAGAGAUGAAUGUUUGUGAUAAUUUAGGAGAUCACCUCGUAGGAAAUGUGUACAUUAAGUUUCGACGCGAGGAGGACGCCGAAAGGGCAGUAAACGAUUUGAACAAUCGUUGGUUCGGAGGUCGACCCGUCUACGCCGAGUUGAGCCCCGUAACCGAUUUCAGAGAAGCCUGUUGUCGCCAGUACGAAAUGGGCGAGUGUACCAGGUCUGGAUUCUGCAACUUCAUGCACCUGAAACCCAUAUCCAGGGAAUUGAGAAGAUAUUUGUAUUCGAGAAGGAAGGGAGGUCGCUCAAGGGCCGCCGCCCAUUCGAGAUCUCGUUCUCCGAAACGGCCGCGGUCUCGUUCGAGGGAGAGAAAAGGAUCCAGAUCUCCGAAGCACCGUUCCGGCAGGAGCGGGCGUUAUUGAUGACGUAUUUACUGGAAUUAUUCAGGUUUAUCGCCUUGUAUAUGGUCAGGUCUAAUCAUUUAAGAAUAUUCACCAUUAAUUUUGAUUGCAUAGUUAACUCGGGACAUUCUUUUCCGAUGAUUUGUACAGGGAAACAAUCUGCCGAUUUAAUAACUAUGUUAUCAUAUUAGCGAGUUUUUACUUUUUAAGUUAGAAAUAUGUUUAGGUACUUUUUCUAAAGGAAAAACCGUAAUAAACUGUUGUAUGUUUGUGGUUAGGCUAUGCAGUAAUUCGUAAUAAAGUAUUCAAUAAAGGAAAUAAUCACAAUAUUUUCAAAAGAAAUAAAACGACGAAACGC